Ictalurus furcatus (blue catfish) is the source of this 3397-nucleotide messenger RNA. RefSeq names its product transmembrane protein 125. The transcript is spliced from 6 exons. The record is from RefSeq and is a predicted model, not a curated record. Lineage: Eukaryota; Metazoa; Chordata; Actinopteri; Siluriformes; Ictaluridae. Bases 1598 to 2266 code for a protein of 222 amino acids.
UUGUCAUGUUUUCUCAGAUUAAGAGUUAUAAUGGCUAAGUGGCAUCCCAAGCAAGGAAUCACCCAAAAUAAUUUCUUAAUAAUAAUAAUAAUAAUAAUUUGUAAAACUUUAUCUUCCCUAGUAUGUAUUCGUUUAUCAGUGUCAAUGCAGUGCUGAAAUGAUUUGGGGAUACUACAUAUUUUCCCAUGGAAUGUAUUUCUAAUUUCAUUUGUGUUUGCUAAGAGGUAUGGGACUCAGUGUCUUUUUUUUUUUUUUCGGGCGGGGGGGGGGGGGUCCAUGCUCCUAAUAAUGAGAUCCAGGAUGAUAGUGUUCGAGACAAGGUAUGUGUGAACAGGGUGGUAUUGGAGGGAAGAUGUAAGCUAAAAAAAAAAUAAACUUGAAGUUCAGCCACAAGUGGUCCUCAGUAAUCAUGGACUCAUUACAGGUGGAAUAAGGUCUGACAUUUAACUACACUUCUACUGAGCUGCCACAGGAUAAAGCAAAGGUGUCUUUGUUGCUCAGUGGUGCGCUAGCAGCAAGACUGGAUCUCAUAAAUAAUCACACAUGACUUCCAUGCAAGACUCAUUUUACAUGCCUGUUUUCAGACACUCUCUCUCUCUCUCUCUCUCACUCAUAGUAAUGGGUCAGUACAGGCCUGUCUCUUUUCAUAUCUCUCUUUUUCUCUGGUUUUUGACAGUGCACAUCUAUUACCUCUCCUUCAUCCUUCAUUCCUCCAUCCAACCUGCCCAAUAUCAACCACAAAGCUUGCAUCCCAACUUUUUCCGAAUUGGGGUUGUAGAUGGAUGAAUGGACAGCACUUAUUUUUCCAGCCACUUGGUGUCAUAAUUUUUUGGUAUUACAGGUAAAAUAGGUUACUACUAGACGGUUGGUGUUCCUAGUAUAGCAGCAGGAAUCUCACACUUCCUCAGUCUACAAUGCCUACCUUUGGACCCGGACUUCGGAUACACAGAGAGAAAGAGAGAGAGAGAAAGAGAGCGAGUGCGAGAGAGAGAGAAUGAAUCACCUGCCGUGCUGUUCACCCAGAGAGAGCAGCAGAACCUAUUUCAGUGUCGACGCAGAGAGAAGUUGCUGAUAUUUCUCCUCAGGUCUGUCCGGUUUUAAGCCAUGGAGGUGUGGAGAAGCCGGGUUGAAGAGGGGUUGUGUGAUUGAGGAGCGGAAAUGGAGGCUACUGUGUUAUUACAGGACAGUGAGAAGUUAACCUCAUCCAGGCCUAGACAAAGACACAGAAUCUCACUUCACGGUCUGUGUCCUGCAACCAGCCUGGGGAGAAACAAGGCAUCAGCUGUUGCUCGCUGACUACAGUGAAGAAAAAAGUGUUCUUUGUGAAUGCUUCCUAUUCAGAGACAUCUCCCGUAGCAUUACAGAGCCUGACACCAAAGAAUACUGCUUUACUCUGGAUCAGACUGUGAACCCAGGCUGCCUUGAUGUUUGGCAUGAAUCAAGCCGGAAGGGUGCAGCUCUGUUUGCUUUUUUUCCAAUAUUUUUAUUAACUGUUCAGAAAAUCAAGAGGAUAUUUAAUCAAGGUUGAAUGCACAGAUUUUGCUCUCUGUCCCUACCCUGACAUUGGCGGCAUUCCAGUCCCCUCAUUACAAGCAACAUGUCGGAGCUAGACGCUACUCCUCCUCCGCAAGGCUUCCACCAAGCCGAUCCGUCCCGUAUUCAGCAGGAUAUCCUGGAGGAGCAGGUGGAGCUGUGGUGGUUCAGUGAGCCGCGGAAGUCUCUGAUGUGUUACUGCGCCUCUGUGGCCUUGGUGGUGGGCUGCGGCGUGGGUGGCGUCGGCCUGUUGUCCAGCACCACCAGCCUGUCGAGCGAGUGGCGUCUGGGCACGGGCACGGCACUGUGCAUGCUGGCAUUAGCCGUGGUGCUCAAGCAGCUGCUCAGCUCAGCCGUACAGGACAUGAACUGCGUGCGCAGCCGUCAGCGCGUAGACGUCCUGAAAAGCGGAGGAUUGUCUGACGUACUGGUCGUGCUCCUCACUGGACUUUCCUUGCUCAUCUGCGGAGCUGUGCUGCUCAACGUAGCUCUGGGAUACCACAUGCCCAAACCGGGCCAGGCUCUCAAUGAUAUGUUUAUAUCAGGAGUGGUGUUGUUGGCAGGUGGAGGGUUCACGGUGGUGGCUGUCACCAUUUACUCAAUUGUGGUUUUCCACUUGGUGAGGAUCAGACCCGAGAGGAGCUUGAGAGACAGGAUGCUGGGAAUUUUCACUGUAUCGGGACAGAUGCGUAUCCGACGAGAUACAACGUCAAGCCUGGCUCAACUCAUAUGACUGGAAUUCUAUAUAUUUUAUAUAUAUGGCUUGGGCAAAAGUACAGAAUCUAUGAAGUUGGGCUGUGAAAUGUUUAAAUCUUUAUUUUCCUCAGAAACUACACUCCAGAAGAGGCGAUCGAUAAAGACGCACAGCCCCUAGUGAACGUUUUGCACAGGUGAUUGAUGAAUGUAUAAAACUCCAGCAAUGAUGGUACAAAAUACAUACUGUAUUAUCUGUUUUAAUGCGCAUGCUUGUACUGGUCUCACUGUGCUUUGAAAACACGGCUGGGUCGGCCUUACUCCCAAACCCAAAGCCUUCUCUUGUUCUGGACCAUCAAGUUUUACACAGACCGAUGAAACUAUGAAUCAUUUUUUUUUUUUUUUAGAUAAAACAUGUUGGCUCCUCACAGCACAACCGUCGCCUUCCAAACAUGUAAAUGAGCUUCACCAAACAUCAAUUCACCAUCUGUGGGGAAUUGACUGUGUGUCCUUCACACAUUUAUUUAUGUGGGCGAACAGGCGUGUCCCAAAUGGAGAUCCAUCUGGACCUUGCUUGUCAGAGCUGUUUAAUGUGUGUUAGAACGCAUCAUCCGUGUCGGUUUGCAUGUUUGUGAUUUCAUACCGUGACCUCUCUGUGGCUCGGCGAGAGCAGUACACACUAUCGAUCAGAUAAAACCAGCUCUCCACCCAGAAAGAGAGCGAAGACGCUGACUGUAUCUGAUUGUAUCUUAAAUUACAGCUGUUUAUUAUUAUCGACGUUGUUUCAUAUACCAUAAGCACAUUUAUAACCCUAAACGUAAAACUUUAUUGCAUACAGUAACUCUUACAGUAAAAUAUGGACGUCUGAUUAAAAAGUGUUCUCAAAGAUUUUUAUUUUAAAGCCAAAAAUGUAAUAUGCUAUUGCAUUAUGGGACAUUUUAUUACAUAAUCAGAAUGUCAUUAUGUCAUAUGGCUUGAUUUAGAGGGAUUGAGUACGAAUUAAAAUUUACCAAAACAUUUUAUUUGAAAAAAACAAACAAACAUAAAUUGUAGUUAAAUAUGAAGAAUUCUAAAGAAUUACGUGUACUAAAUGUUAAUAUUAUGAUGAAUAUGAUUAUACAGUGUUGAAUCUUUAGGCAUUAUUAAAAUAAAUUCAUUUUAUUCUUCUCAA